AUGACGCAGAAGGGGGCGCUGUUCAAGGGGCAGAAGAAGAGGAAGACCAUCCCUCCAAGCCGGCACGGGAAGACCCCCGCCACCCGCAAAGGUGCCGCCCGAUUCCCCCCUUUUUUUCUCCUCAUUCUCUUGUCCGGAUUGAGGUUUUUCUUUCUCCGCUCCCAGAAGUCUCGGACUGAUUCGGGAUCUGGUUCUGCGCAGGGAAGAGAUUCGUGAAGCCCUCGACGACGACCAAGGAGAUGGAACUCGAUCGGGUAGUUACCCAUCCUCCUUGUCCCUAUUUCUCUCACCUCCGGCUCCCGCAGAUCGAUUAUUUUUGGAAAAAUUAGGUCCUGAUAGAACGAGAUUCCCCUGUGAAAUGAUGAUUUCGAAGAAUUGUGAACCUCAAUCAGACUCGCGCCAUCAUGAUUAGAGAAUCUCGAUCUCCCGCUGGUUUACUCGAUCCUCCGGGGUAGUUAUACACCCCCCUUGUCCCUAUUUCUCUCACCUCUGGCUCCCGCAGAUCGUUUAUUCUUGCAAAAAUUAGAUCCUGAUAGAACGAGAUUCCGAUGAAUUUUGAACCUCAAUCUUGCGCCAUCAUGAUUAGAUUCUCGAUCUCCCGGCUGGUUACUGUUCAUCGGACUGUUUGAAUUGUUCACCUCAAGCUUCCCUUGUCGAACGGAGCAAAUCUGCCGAUCAUCGUCCCCUGGAAAUUGUGCCUUCUGUAGAGGUCCAAGAAAGAAACAUAGUUCACGCUUUUUCAGAGCAUUUCUCUCUCAUUUUACCUUGUUACCAUGCCCAUUGAAGCUAGCAGCAUCCUCUGAGUCAUUAUCGAAUUUCAUCUAGUUUUCUCAGCUGUUAGCUGACCAUAUGAUCUUUUCGUGUUCAUCAGAGCUUUCGAUCUAUCGUCAUCAGUUGACAUUGUUGUAAUGGCAGUGGGCAGUUCCAUCUCCAUCGCUAUGGCCACCUUGAAAGCUUUGGUCAUUGUCCAUCUCGUGUCUGUUCAUCAGAAGAUCUUAGGGUCUUCUCUGCACCCAGAAGCUCUCUGAGAGAAAGAGAGAGAGAUAGAGAGAUGCACAGGAUUAGGAUUAGGGUUUCUUUUUUAGUUCUUGACCAUGUUCAUCUUCAUCCUCGUCAUGCAUCAGGUCAGAGUGGCGGCAUGCCAAAUUUGUCAUCUUGAUCUGGCAGCUGGAUUUAUCCGAUUCCUGAGGUUUGAAAUGGGCUCUCUUCUUUUCUUUUUCUUUUUUUUCAGGAGUUGACCAAGUUCAUAAACCAGUGCAAUGAGGUCAAAGCCGCGACUAUGGCGAACAAGGAGGGCGGUCAACUCGGCUUAGUCAAGGUCCCUACCGAGCCUUCAAAUGCCUCCUAA
Spirodela intermedia is the source of this 1348-nucleotide messenger RNA. Lineage: Eukaryota; Viridiplantae; Streptophyta; Magnoliopsida; Alismatales; Araceae. The record is from the annotation of a GenBank genome assembly.